AUGGCAAUGUAUAUGGAUCUCGACUACAAAUGGGUACAUCCCAGCGGCGACUGGACCUGCGAGUCGAGGCAGUUUGACCGCGACAACGACUACGUCAAGGUAAAGCUUCGAAUCCCGUGGAUCAGAUGGCCCGUGUUCGAGAAAGACAUCGGGAGGGAGAACAGAAUCCCCGGGGCAGAGAUCUACAACAGGGCUGUCCGCGCCACCGACAGCUGGGCCCUCCUCCUGAGGGAAAAGGUCGACGGCGAGGAGUUUCCCCGGCACGAGGCCAUGUCGUGCAUCAUCCAGAUGCACGAGACGCUGCUGCACACUAUCUGCACGCUGCCUGUUGAGUUUCAGUAUCUUAGGUUGUUUUACGGCUUUGUUGCUGAUCACGUUGCCAAGCUUAGCGAGGUGACGGGCUUGGAUCUGGGUCAGGUUGUCUUUUUUGAAGAUGGGAGGUUUAGGAUUGAGGAAUUCAAGGGGUACAAGCCAUGCAAGGGAGUGAGGUCAGAGUGUGACGAGAAAUGGUACAGCGUAUACAUACCAUACACAUAUACUCCGGCUCCUUCACUUCCUAAACAUGCGCAUAACAACGCGCUUGGCCAGGCUGUACAGAGCGUCGAGGCUCGCCGACAGACCGGCUUGUACACGGAUCGGUUCUUCAGGUUGGGUGAACCAAAAUGGCCGUCCGUGAUCCUGGUUCAUGUCUUUUUGCUCUCGUCUGUGUUUUGCUCCGGCGCACGGUUCUGCCGCGGGUGA
Messenger RNA from Fusarium vanettenii 77-13-4, 741 nucleotides. RefSeq lists its product as uncharacterized. The record is from RefSeq and is a predicted model, not a curated record. Lineage: Eukaryota; Fungi; Ascomycota; Sordariomycetes; Hypocreales; Nectriaceae. The transcript has 6 exons. The coding region runs from base 1 to 741 and encodes 246 amino acids.